UUUUUGUAGAUUCCACUUUUGUUUAUAAAUGGCGACGAAACUUGCUUGUCACAUCGCUCAGAGAAUUUUCAACCUUUUUCAAUCAACACAGAAUGAUAUGUAGACUCUGAAACUUAAACUUAACCAUGGUAAAGCAAACCAUUAAAAUCUACGCUCGUGUGAAGCCGACGAAAUCCAGAGUAGGGCUUUAUGAUAUUGACGAUGAUGAUGAAUCGAUUCCUCGUUUGACAUUAAGUGUGCCAAGGGAUUUGAAAGAUGGGUUCAUAAACAAUAAAAAGGAAAACUACAAAUUCAGAUUUGAAAAAGUCUUCGAUCAGCAAGCCAAACAAGAUGAUGUUUUUGAACACGUAGCUAAACCUGUGGCUAAUAACAUAUUAGAUGGCUACAAUGGAACAAUUUUUGCCUAUGGACAGACUGGGAGUGGUAAGACUUUCACCAUCACUGGUGGGGCGGAGCGAUACAGUGACCGAGGAAUCAUCCCCAGAACCCUGUCCUAUCUCUACGAACAGUUUGAACAGGACUCUGAGAGAACAUACACGUUGCAUGUCUCAUACCUAGAAAUUUAUAAUGAAAGUGGUUAUGAUCUGCUGGACCCCAAACACGAGGCAGCCAAAUUAGAGGAUCUGCCGAAAGUGGCAUUAAUGGAGGACUCAGACCAGAACAUUCACUUGAAAAAUCUGUCCGUCCAUGCUGCAGCCAAUGAGGAGGAAGCUCUCAAUCUUCUGUUUCUGGGUGACACAAACAGGAUGAUUGCUGAGACUCCCAUGAACCAAGCCUCAACCAGAUCCCACUGCAUAUUUACAAUCCACGUUACCUCACGAGAAAGUGGAUCAGCCACAAUACGGAGAUCCAAACUCCACUUGGUGGAUUUAGCAGGAUCUGAGAGAGUUCACAAAACUGGGGUGAAUGGUGUCUUACUGACAGAAGCCAAGUACAUCAACCUUUCUUUGCAUUUCUUAGAACAGGUAAUUACGUCACUAGCGGAGAAGAAUCGACAGCACAUACCUUACAGAAACUCCAUGAUGACCUCCGUGUUACGAGACAGUCUGGGAGGAAACUGCAUGACCACCAUGAUAGCUACGUGUUCCAUCGAAAAACGCAACAUUGAUGAAUCUAUAUCCACUUGUCGUUUUGCACAAAGAGUUGCAAUGAUUAAGAAUGAUGUUAUGGUUAAUGAGGAGCUUGAUCCUAAGUUAAUGAUACAAAAACUGAAGAGAGAAGUCCAGAGUCUGAAGGAAGAGCUGGCCCUGGCCACAGGAGAACAGAGGACAGAUGCCCUCACAGACGAGGAACUAGACAGAUGUCGAGAGGCAGUGUCGGCCUAUUUAACAGACACUGAUCCAGAUGCUAUUUUAUCCAUUGGUGCUGAUAUGAGGAAAAUACAAGCCUGCUUUUCAAUAUUGAAAAAAUUUGUCCUUGACCAGCCAAAGGUAAAGGAAGUAGAGAGGACCCCCAGGAGUGCACGGUCAGAGAAUUUUGGCCCCCCUCCAGAGCCUCCCGACACAGGACCUUAUAGCAACACAGAAAACAACCGACUAAAGGAACUGGUGCAGCAGCGAGACAAUGAGAUCAACAUUCUAGUGAACAUGUUGAAAAAGGAGAAGAAGCGAGCUCAGGAUGCGAUAUCUGAGUUGGAAAGUUUCGGCCAGCUUCCUCGACAGUCUUCCUCAACGAGCGAGUCGAGCAUGGCCAACAGUCGAUCCAACAGCAGGAACCAACUGAGUCCAGACAAGUCACAGAAGCUGUCAACGAGUGAAGAAAAAGCCAAACAAACAAUCUUGGGUGACAUGUCGGUGGGCAGACAGGAGGCCUUCGAGAUUUUCAGGAGGGACUACUACAACAACCCCACCAUAGAGGAAAACAAACACAACCUGAAGCAGCGAUAUGCAGAGGCCAAAUCCCUGGGGGAGGGAGUCAACAAGUCCAGGCAGAGAAUCAACCAUGUGAAGGGCCAAAUUGAGCAACACAGAAUGCAGUUGCAUAGCCAAGGUCUCGAUGAUGGUAACAAUCAAGAAAUAGAUGAAGUUGAACAAGAACUCAGGGAUGAAAUGGAGGAGGAGAAAUUAAGAUAUAAAGAAAGCUUUGGAAGGUUACGAACUCUCAAAACAGAAAAAGAGCAUUUACAACACCUGCUGGAGAAAUCCAAAGUCAAGCUGAUGAAAAAUUUUGAAAUUUGGUUUGCAGAACAGGCUACUCUGAAUCAGGGUCCUCCAUCAUCACAUGGAAGAUCUGCCUGGAGAACACCCACUCCCAAAAACAGAAGAGAAGGAACCUAUGUGAUGACAAACUCCAUUAAUCCAGAGAGGACAUACAUAGCAAACUCAGCGAAUCCGGAGAGGGGACAGCUAACCUCAUCCUCUUCAGAGAAAGAUCUUGGUCAUCAGCGGCCAUCAUCUGGGCGCAGGCAGAAGGUGGCCAGUAGUAUAGCCAGCGGGUUCAAUAACAUGAGACCCCUCCCCCCAACCCACAAUGGUCACAGUAGUGGGGGUGAAGACAGUGCUGCAAUGAAUGGAUACAGAACAAAAAAAAAUAACAUUCCAAUGACUGGGGACCCAAAAGCAGAUGCUGAUAUUAUGGCCUUUAUCAAAGCAAGGCAAAAUAUCCUUAGAAAAGCCCAGCUAGAUCAGAGAUGACCAAACUAUUCACAAAAUGGACACUGGGUUUACACAGUGUAGAGCUUUCUACUAGUGCCAGACAAACGUAACUGCUACACAAACCGUCCAAUAUGUAGUUGUCUCCAGUACAUGUACUACCAAGUGCUUUCAUACAGUUCAGUGGUGGAGUUACUUCCCUUGGACUGCUCAUGGUGUACUACUAAGUAAUGAUCACACUGCUGCACACUUCUAGUGCAUUGUGCAUUUACUGUACUAAUAUGGUGAUGUGAAUUGAGAUUCCAAAGUUGUUCUUCAUCUAGAGCGAUGAUGGUUGUGUUCUGUUCCAUGUAUUUAUUAAGAAAUCUGAUCUUUGAAUAAAUAUUUAUGUGUA
Magallana angulata is the source of this 2985-nucleotide messenger RNA. Its product is annotated as kinesin-like protein KIF6. Gene Ontology annotation, molecular function: microtubule binding; microtubule motor activity; ATP binding. The record is from RefSeq and is a predicted model, not a curated record. The transcript is spliced from 21 exons. Bases 126 to 2633 code for a protein of 835 amino acids. NCBI's taxonomy places the organism in Eukaryota, Metazoa, Mollusca, Bivalvia, Ostreida, Ostreidae. Gene Ontology annotation, biological process: microtubule-based movement.